UAUAAAAGUGAUCGAAACUUUCUUGUUGUUGUCAAAUGGAGGUUUUAAACAGAGUUGACAGUUUAUGUGAAGAUAUUACAACAGAGUUGAAUGCACUCGGUGAAUGUAUCUAUGAAAAGUUGUCAGAUAUUUCAUGGAAAUUUGAAGAAAUCGAAUGUGUCACCUCAAAAGUUACUCUAUUCAAUGAAAAUAAACUCAUGCUUGAUGAAGCUUAUUUUCCAAAUGAAAAUGCAACGGCCAAUUCUUCUUCCACAACGACAACAACGUCAGCCUGGGACAAAGUAGCUGCAGGCGCUGCCGCAUAUGCUCACAAAACUAUAGGCAGUAAAUAUUCACAACCUGUAAGACAUUGGUUAACCAAUGCAGCUAGUACAGCAGUACAAUAUGGUCUUCUUGCUAGAUAUUCAACAGGUAUCAACGUUUGGACACCUGAAGGCAAUUGGUUUUCAGGGAAAUGGACAUCAGAGAAUACAGCAAGCGCAGAAGAGUUAAGGUGUGCUAUCGAUCCUAGUAUGUCCACACUGUGUAUCAAUGUUAUCAUAGCCGGUAUUCUGAACUAUUGUCAAUCGAAUUGUUAUACACCGAAAAAUAUGUCAAAUUAUGCCUUACAACUGUUGCAUAACGGUUCUAUGGAAAAAUUCGGGAUAUCCAAUGAAAACGACAAGCUGCUAAUUAUGGAAAUCACUAGUCAGUGGUGUUCAAGAAUUAAAAUCAUUCAACUGAUUGAAAGCGUGUUGAAAGCCUCCUGGGAUUUAAAGGCUGUUUCCUCGAUUGGUCAAUGUAGGCUACAAUUAACGCCUCAGAUUAAAGAAUAUUUUGACUUUUUACCUAUCAACUGGAAGGAUAUCCAUCCGGCUGUGUGUAUUGCGCAUAAACUUGUCAAAUCAAAUUGUAUUUAUUUUGCUGACUUUCAUCGUCAGUUAAUUGAUGUGAAAAUUCAGUUGAAUGCUAUCCAAGAAAAUCCAUUCAAGUAUCAUUGUGAUUGUAAAUAUCUAUUGAAAAAUAAUGAUAAUAAUAAUCAUGAUAAUAAUAAUAAGCCUAAGGUGGAAAACCACAAACUUCUAUUUGGUCGGUUGAUUACAUUUUUCAAGUAUGCAGAACCACACAGUCAAUUGUUUCAACAAUAUAAAUGUUUAAAUUGUAAUGGAAAAACUUGUGAAAAACAAUAUUCAGAUUAUAAUAAAAAUUGGGAAUUAAUUGUUCAACAUAUUUAUAGUAAUAAUGAAUACUCUACUUCUUCGAUGAUGACGAUUACACCUAUUGAAGAGAUAAUUAAAAAAUUACAAGAAUUAAAAUUAAUAUCAAAUAAUUUCAAAAUUGAUGAGGUAUCAGUUUCUUCUGUACGUGAGGCAUAUCAAAUUUAAAUGAUCAAUUGUCAAUUGUACAUGGAAUAUUGGACAUUGAACAGUUGAAGAAGUGUUAAUUGAAAGUUUCGAAAUUAUUAUUUUUCGCUUUGAAAAGUUAAUAUUAGAAUAAUGUUUAUUUUUUUAUAGUUAUAAUAAUGAUAAUGUGCAUUAAAAUUUUUCAAAAGAAUGGAUACUUAACAAAGAGUACUCUUUUCGAUAGCCGCUUCAUCAUUCGACUUGUUUAAAUAACAUCGAAUCAAUAAUUUUGAUAGAUUACACAUCAACAGAAAAAAACAUUAGGAAAG
Molecule: messenger RNA, 1651 nt
Organism: Trichobilharzia regenti
Lineage: Eukaryota; Metazoa; Platyhelminthes; Trematoda; Strigeidida; Schistosomatidae
Source: the annotation of a GenBank genome assembly